Psilocybe cubensis is the source of this 2385-nucleotide messenger RNA. RefSeq lists its product as uncharacterized. Gene Ontology annotation, cellular component: mRNA cleavage and polyadenylation specificity factor complex. Lineage: Eukaryota; Fungi; Basidiomycota; Agaricomycetes; Agaricales; Agrocybaceae. The coding region runs from base 1 to 2385 and encodes 794 amino acids. The record is from RefSeq and is a predicted model, not a curated record. Gene Ontology annotation, molecular function: RNA endonuclease activity; 5'-3' exonuclease activity; RNA binding. The transcript is spliced from 11 exons. Gene Ontology annotation, biological process: mRNA 3'-end processing by stem-loop binding and cleavage.
AUGGCCGAUACACCUACGCUCAGUGUGACGAUGCUCGGGGCGGGCCAGGAGGUCGGGCGCUCGUGUUGCGUGCUGCAGUACCGCGGGAAGACUAUUGUGUGCGAUGCGGGUGUGCACCCUGCGUACAGUGGGAUGGCGUCGCUCCCGUUUAUUGAUGAGCUGGAUUGGAGUGAGGUGGAUGCGUUGCUUAUUACUCAUUUUCAUUUGGACCAUGCUGCUGCUUUAACGUAUAUUACGGAAAAAACGAAUUUCCGAGAUGGUAAAGGAAAGGUGUACAUGACGCAUCCGACGAAGGCGCUACACAAGUUUAUGAUGCAGGACUAUGUUCGCAUGGGUUCAUCGUCCUCAGAUGCUUUAUUCUCCCCCCUUGACAUGACCAUGUCUCUCGCCGACAUCAUCCCCGUUUCCGUGCAUCAAUUAAUCACAGUAUGCCCUGGAGUAUCGUUCACACCAUACCACGCCGGACACGUCCUCGGCGCAUGCAUGUUCCUCAUCGACAUCUACGGCCUCAAGAUCCUCUACACAGGCGACUACUCGCGCGAAGAGGACCGGCACCUCGUCAAAGCUGAGCUCCCACCCGUGCGCCCCGACGUGUUGAUCGUGGAAAGCACCUUCGGCGUACACACGCUCGAGGCGCGCGAAGAGAAGGAGCUGCGGUUCACGAACCUGGUGCACUCCAUCAUUCGGCGGAACGGGCACGUUCUGCUGCCCACGUUCGCCCUUGGCCGUGCGCAGGAGCUGUUGCUCAUUCUCGAGGAUUAUUGGAAGAAACACCCGGACUUGCAUAAUGUGCCGAUUUAUUAUGCGUCGAGUCUGGCGCGCAAGUGUAUGGCUGUUUAUCAGACUUAUAUUCACACUAUGAAUUCUAGUAUCCGGUCGCGGUUCGCGAAGCGGGAUAACCCUUUUGUGUUCAAGCAUAUCUCAAAUGUACCGCAUACUCGUGGGUGGGAGAAGAAGAUUGCUGAAGGGCCUCCAUGUGUCGUUCUUGCUAGUCCUGGUUUCAUGCAAACGGGGCCAAGUCGAGAACUGUUUGAGCUAUGGGCACCAGACUCUAGGAAUGGGCUGAUUAUAACGGGAUACUCUAUCGAAGGAACGUUGGCCAGGGACAUUAUGACUGAGCCUGAAGAAUUUACGUCGUUGAAAGGGGUGUCUAUCCCGAGAAAAGCGUCUGUCAAUGAUAUCUCGUUCAGCGCACACGUCGAUUAUUCGCAGAAUUCGGAGUUCAUCGAGCAAGUCAAAGCUCAGCAUGUCAUUUUGGUGCAUGGAGAAGAAGGUGCGAUGAAGCGGUUGAGGGCGGCGAUGACCUCACGGUUUAAGGAACGAGAUGAGGAUGUCAAGAUCCAUUCACCGAGGAAUUUGGAAACCCUCAACUUGUCUUUCCGCGGUGAACGAAUAGCCAAGGCUAUCGGUACUCUAGCAGACAAACCGCCCCAGGCGAACCAGGUCCUCUCGGGGCUGCUCGUGGCGAAGGAUUACUCGUAUACCCUACUUGACCCACGCGACCUGCGCGACUUUGCGGGGCUGACGACGUGUACGCUGACGCAGCGCCAGAAGAUCGUGCUCGGUGUUGGCUGGGCGCUCGUCAAGUGGCAUUUGGAGGGCAUGUACGGAUCGGUGGACGAGGGCGUGGAUAAGGACGGCGUGCCGACUAUGCGGGUUAUGGGCGUCGUUGAUGUCAAGCAUACUGGAGAACAUGAGCUCACGCUCGAGUGGGAAUCGAGCUCUAGCAACGAUAUGAUCGCCGACUCGACGUUAGCACUUAUCACGGGGAUCGACAAGAGCCCGGCGUCUGUGAAAUUGACGAGCCAGGGACAUUCGCACUCCCACUCCCACUCGGAUGCGAACGCGCCGCAUUCGCAUUCGCACCCGCACGCGGACCCGGAGCCGGAGACGUCCUCUGCGCUGCGCAUCCAGCGCCUGGCGAUGUUCCUCGAGGCGCACUUUGGCGAUGUCGAGCUGCAUAUGCCCGACGCGUCCGAGGUUGACGCUGAGGAGGAGGCGGAGGCGGAGGGAGAAGAGGAAGACGGCCAUGUGCGUGAAACCGACCGUGCGCGCGCACGCGAGCCGUCGUUCCUUGUUACCUUGGACGAUGCACAGGCGAGGAUUGGAUUGAUCACGCUUGCUGUUGAAAGUUCCAGCGAGAUGCUGAGGAAACGCGUAGAGGCUGUGCUGGAUAUGGCUAUUACUACUGUCAGCUCGCUGUCCGAGUCGUUCGUGUCAGGCGGGCCCAUCGUAGCCGAGGACUCCACCGCAGCCGCAGCUUCCUCGCCCACCGCCACCAUGACUGACGGGGCAGGUGAAAAUGAAAAGCAAGCUACACCUCCUACUGGGGAGAGCGGGAAUGGUGAUGCCGUGGAGCCCGUUGCGGGGCAGAGCGAGGUUUGA